Messenger RNA from Haliotis rubra (blacklip abalone), 1429 nucleotides. RefSeq names its product sulfotransferase 1C2-like. Gene Ontology annotation, molecular function: sulfotransferase activity. The record is from RefSeq and is a predicted model, not a curated record. The transcript has 6 exons. Gene Ontology annotation, biological process: sulfation. Gene Ontology annotation, cellular component: cytoplasm. Lineage: Eukaryota; Metazoa; Mollusca; Gastropoda; Lepetellida; Haliotidae. The coding region runs from base 288 to 1172 and encodes 294 amino acids.
CCAGCCGGGAUUUCGCCUGGCACACGCUGCUCGUGGCAGGCCGUUUAGAGUAUGUACUGGAUAUACUGGAUACUGCAUGUGAUACUAUCCAUGGAUGGUCACUUACACUAUAAAGGAGGGUCACUGAGUGGCCUUUUCCAUCAUGACUUGACCCACUGACCCACUUUAAUGGAAACUAUCCAGGCGAGGUCAGGUCAACAAGCAACUCCGUUACUCAGGUAUUCUAGUGUGUGUAAACCCGACUCUGUCCUUCCUUUGCCGCUGGAGAGUGACGACCGAGUUACAACAUGGCUAGCAGGGCGGAGGAGGCAAUGACAUGUGGCUUUGAUAUGCCGCUAUUUAUGCACGAGGGACGAAUCACUCCGAAACUAAGCCUGCCUCAUGUCAUCACCAUGAAGUCUCGUCGUGUACGUGAGGACGACAUAUAUGUUACGUCCUAUCCCAAAACAGGUACACACUGGGUGUGGGAGAUAGCUAACAUGAUUAUGGCUGGCAAAGCAGAGUAUGCCAAACACUGGCAGAACCAUGCAUUCCUUGAGUUCAGAAGUGAGGCGGAACUGGAUGAGAUCCCGUCCCCUAGGAUCUUCUUCACUCAUCUCCUACCUAGACAGUUGCCAGAGGAGGUGUGGACACGGGGGUGCCAUGUCAUCCACGUAGACAGGAACCCAAAAGACGCCAUUGUGUCUUUCUAUGUGCAACAGAUUAACCAAAACUGGUGGCAUAAGGAAAAGCCUAAGGCGUUCACAGGCACGUGGGAUCAGUAUGUCCAUGCUAACAUCAAGGGAACUGUCACGUUCGACUCCAUUCUGGGUCAUGUCUUGGCAUGGAGCAAGGUCCCUGAACUACAUCCGACUGUGCCAUACUGUCAAGUUGAUUUCGAGGAUUUAAAGAAGGACGAUGUGGCUCAAGUAAGGAGGCUGGCGGAGUUUCUAGGACGACCCCUAGAGGACAAGGUGUAUGUGGACAUAGCCAAGGCAUGCAGGUUUGACAAACUGAAACAUGCAUCUGAAUAUAUAAAGGAUCAAACGUUCCACAACAAGUGGAACAAGGGCUCGACUGGCUACUUCAGGAAAGGGGAGUCUGGUGACUGGAAGAACUGGUUCACGGUGGCGCAGAGUGAAGCUUUUGACAGAGCAUAUGAAGAAACGUUUCAACAGAAGUUUCCAUACUAAAAUGCCUAUAGAGUGAUGCAAUAUUUUCGAAAAGUAGCCCUUGUUUGUGUAUUUAAGAAAAAUCCGUUUAUGUGGGUGCUAUCCCCAAUCCAGGACGAAGACGAUGGUGAUGAUGAUGAUGACACAUGAUGAAGGCAAUGAAGGAUCAUUAAGGCGAAUCUGUGGUUUACAUAAAGGAUCAGUGAACAUCGAAAGGCACCGGCAGCACCUUAUUAAAAAAUUAAAAGUUGUUCAAUAAAGUUUCGCCUUCCCCUGAA